AUGCCUGUGUAUUCACCUUCACUUGCUUCAUUCUGGGAUGACAUGCGAGCCAUCGAACCUCCUUCUAUUCGUCUGGAGAGAAGAGCUAGAGAACGAUCGUCAGUGUGGCGCCAUUCAUUUCACCCAUUAGAAAUGCCACCUGCAGAGACAACAGCAAACAAUCCCGAUUAUAGCCCAAUCUCCUCCACCGACAGUGAACCUAUAGCCAUAUUCGAAGCCGACAGCAGUGAUGACAGUCAAACUACAACACCCGGAAGACCAGAAGAUCUCGAGACUGUCGUACGAGCCCUGCAUCGCUUCCAUCUAUUCAGACGAUUACUACCUGCUACAGAACGUCCAAGUGCCCUCGGUCUCUCAUUACCAUCAACAGCAGUUCUGUCCUUGCUGUGCGAUGAGGACAAUAAGCAGGAAUGGUUGACACAAUAUCUCACUCCUGAUGGAGAUUUUGAUCCCGGACUGGCUGUACUGGCUGCUGCAGUCUAUGAACAGUCUCGCACAGAAGGUCCUGUUUGCUGUAGAGAUAUACUAACUGCUGGAGAGGAACUCUAUGGUGAAGACUGGCCUAGUCGUCUACACCCUAAAGGAAGAAGUCAUGUCCUGGAUAAACUGUCAACCGUAGCUCACAUUCAGCAAAAGUUGAAAGACAGCGGAAGGUUGGAAACAGUAGAUCAUGCGAUUCGCUAG
Molecule: messenger RNA, 684 nt
Organism: Phycomyces blakesleeanus NRRL 1555(-)
Lineage: Eukaryota; Fungi; Mucoromycota; Mucoromycetes; Mucorales; Phycomycetaceae
Exons: 1
Coding region: 1-684 (227 amino acids)
Source: RefSeq, a predicted model, not a curated record